CAACGCAGGCAGUCAUCCUGUAAAUAUUUCCGAGCAGAAAAACAUAACAGCGGAGCGAACACUCAAUUGUUUUCCCUGCUUAUCUCUCUGGGACAGUAUCCUGCUUUUUUGAAGGCAGGGCUUUCGGUGACACACAGCUUCCUCCUCAACCUUCUCAACAGCGGUGACUUCACUUCCCAAAUUUAGAGGAAAGAAAAAACUCAAUCCGGCAAAAGUGUCUCUUUCUCUCCGCCACAUACCGGGGGCUGGAAUUAACACAGAAGAGUGUCAUGUUCGGGAUAUUGUCGGGGUCCGCUGAAAAUUGCGCAAAAUGGACGGAACUAUUAAGGAGGCGCUAUCAGUGGUGAGUGAAGACCAAUCCUUAUUCGAGCCCCCGUACACUGCUGCUGCCCCUCUCCCCAAGACAGACAUGACUGCAUCUGGCACACAGGACUAUGGCCAGACCCACAAAAUCAACCCUUUACCCCCACAACAGGAGUGGAUCAACCAGCCAGUGCGGGUCAACGUCAAGAGAGAAUAUGAGCACAUGAAUGGAUCCAGCAGAGAGUCUCCUGUAGACUGCAGUGUGGGUAAAUGUAAUAAGCUGGUGGGCAGUAAUGACACUUCAUCUCAGAUGAACUAUGGAAACUACAUGGACGAGAAAAACGCCCCUCCCCCCAACAUGACAACCAAUGAGCGGAGGGUCAUUGUACCUGCUGACCCGUCAUUAUGGUCCCAGGACCACGUGCGCCAGUGGCUCGAGUGGGCGAUCAAGGAGUACGGCCUGUUAGAGAUCGAUACGGCCAUGUUUCAGAACACAGACGGCAAAGAGCUCUGCAAGAUGGGCAAGGACGACUUCCUCCGGCUCACCACCAUGUACAACGCCGAAGUGCUUCUCUCUCAUCUCAAUUACCUCAGGGAAAGUAGCUCAUCAUUAUCCUACAACACACCAUCUCAUGCAGACCCAUCCCCUCGCCUGGCCGCCAAAGAGGACCCUUCAUAUGAUGCUGUACGGCGAACAGGAUGGUCAAACAACAUGCACAGUGGCAAAGGCUCACCAGUUGUUACCCAGAAUGUGACUAAGACCGCAGAGCAGCCCAGAGCUCAGCCAGAUCCUUACCAGAUUCUGGGUCCAACCAGUAGUCGUUUAGCCAAUCCAGGCUCAGGUCAGAUCCAGCUGUGGCAGUUCCUCCUGGAGCUCCUGUCGGACAGCGCCAACGCUGGCUGCAUCACUUGGGAGGGCACCAACGGAGAGUUCAAGAUGACGGACCCGGACGAGGUGGCGAGGCGCUGGGGCGAGCGCAAGAGCAAGCCCAACAUGAACUAUGACAAGCUGAGCCGUGCGUUGCGCUACUACUAUGACAAAAACAUCAUGACCAAGGUGCACGGCAAGCGCUACGCCUACAAGUUUGAUUUCCACGGCAUCGCUCAGGCCCUGCAGCCGCACCCCACCGAGUCCUCCAUGUAUAAGUACCCCUCGGACCUGGCCUAUGUGCCUUCCUACCACGCCCACCAGCAGAAGGUCAACUUUGUAUCCCCACACCCUCCAUCCAUGCCUGUCACUUCCUCCAACUUCUUUGGACCCACUGCUCCGUACUGGAGCUCACCCACUGCAGGCAUCUAUCCCAACCCAAACGUUCCCCGCCAUCCUAACACCCAUGUGCCAUCACACCUCGGUAGUUACUACUAAACAACUCUCUGUCUGUCCAUACAACUCCUUUUUAAAAAAUGUCCUUACCCUCCCCAACACAUUCCACAAUUGCUGACCUGCACUCCAAAUGAUGCUGAACCAAUGAAGACUUUGUUGAAAGAGAAUAUUUUCCAUAUGAAGAAAUGUUUCCUCCUGAAUGAAGGAUGGUUAAAUUGAAGGAUUUUUUUUUUAUUAUUAUUGUAAGAAUCUAUAAACAACUGGAUGCUAUGGUCCAAAAAUGGAAUACUACUUACCUUUACAAGACUAGUGUCUGUUUUUUUUAAAUGUUUUUCAGAUAUGAAUCUGAGUUUCCUGUGCCUUCUCUUUCAUUGUUCACCAGAAAUACACCACUAGGUGUUCCUAACCCAAAGCCUUUCCAACCCAAAGCCUGAGGCCAGGGUGAACAACUCAAGUCUGUCUGCCUCUUUGCAAUACAACCGUGCCAGACAUGGGCCUAAUAUUUAUGGGUCUCAAUCUACAUCCUCAGUACAUUAUGUACAUAACGCUUUAAAGCAUCUGUUUUUUUUCCCGCUUGUCUACAGCCUUGUUGGGAUUUCUUAUUCCCACGACGUCCAGCCGUCUGUUUCCACUGUCUCUGUCUGCUUGUCUGUCCAACUGCAUCUUUUUAUGUGUGUGUGGAGAGUCUUCUGAAAUUCGCUGGACAAGGAGAAGCUCUCGAAGAGAUGGACUUUUCUCAGCACUGAAUGAAAUGUGGCAACUGGAAAUAUGCCAUUCACAUUUUAAUUUAUCCUCCAAACUGGAAGGCUAGAGAAGAGUUAAAUGCCAGUGAAGGAAGCGCUGUAUUUUUUGCUGACCUGGGUCAACCUAGUUACUGAAAAUGCUCUCUGUGUGUUGUGUGUGUAGUUCAAGGUGGCUGAUGUAUACAGUUGACUCCACUGUGCUGGGGAUGCUGGGGCAAGAUGUAAUUGAAGUAAUUUGCAAGAAUAAUUCAACCCAGGUCAGAUGUUUUUUUUCUUUCAGGGGGCCACACACUAGGCUAUUAAAUUUGUUGCCAUGUUGUUGCCUUCCAGCCAUGCCAUUUCCAGAUGUUUUGUUGCUCGACCGUGUCAGUAUUAAUGUGAAUGUCUUCUGGUUUGUGAAACACGUGUAAAAGGGAUACCCUGCAGCAAAAUCAAAAUUUGUCAGAUGUUGUUCUUUUGUGAAAUCAGGAUAAGAACACCCUUUAUUUGUAACUACCGGUUUGCUGCUCACAUCUAAAUCUGAGACAAAAAAGGCCCUUUUUUUCCAGAAGUGAGGAUUUAGAUGUCAACAACAUCAUAAGUUUUUUUUUUUUUUUUAUCUUUUUUUUUUUUUUUUUUAUCGUAAGAGGCUAACAGUGCCAUAAGUGCGUCUUUUUAAAGUAUGUGUUAUAAAGAUAAAUAUAUCCCUUACACUGCUUUAACUGCUGAUUAUAUCAUGUUUUUCUAUUCAUUGGACAAAAACUGCAUUACAUGAUAAAAAUGCAUAAUUGGAUACAUAUUUACUAAAAAUCUGACAACUUUUGAUUUUGUAGUGAACUCUUGACAGUGAAGGCUGCCACACGGUCUCCUUCCUCUCUUCAGGCCAGUCAGUACCGUACAGGUCAGUACAGAGUAGAGGCUUUGCAGUAAAUCCUGUUUAUAGACAGUCAAGUUGCAUUUUACCAGGGCUGGAUCCUAGUUUUACGAGCAGCAUGUGUAUUUGAAUGUUAGUUUGUCACUGAUCUUAAGCCCAGCCAAAUGCACAUGAAUCUCAAGUCAGGAUUUCAUUAUGUCAAAACAUAUCCAUCUUCAGGUGUUCAUGGCUGCAAAUGUAUUCCUUUUUGGAAAUAAAUUACUUAGGACUAAGUAGUUUAUCAGAGAACAAAAACCAGCAAAGUAUGACAAGAUUUAACAAAGAAAUCCUCAGAUUCGCAAACGCUGUGCGUUUGUCAGACCUAUUUUGUAUUAUUUUAUAAGCAUCAGACAACUAGGCAUUAAAGCAACUUACUGUAUAAAUUAUGCAGAGUUAUUUUCAUAUGUGACACAGUAUAAAAAGUCAAGAGAAUUAAUACGAGUUGACCUCGGUCAAAAAAUGCAAAAGUCCAUUUCUGCUAAGUAGUUUGUUCAGCAUUUUAAGCAUUUUUUUUUAUAUCUGUACAUUUGGGCAAUACAUGUUACAAUUUUUGUUUUCUUGUAAUUGUUAUUAUGAGUUCUGAAAUUUGGUUGGAACAUCCUAAGUGACCUAAUGUACAGAAAGUAUUUUCUUUCUUUUCCAAAACUCAAAUAUCCUGCUUGAAACAUUAACCAAUAGCCAGGGAUUCCUUUACUCUAUUAUGCAACAUGUGUUCAUGAUGGAUCUUUUCCAUCGUGAACACCCUUUUUUAUGCCAAAAAGCCCUGGGAUCGGUUGCUUUUUCUGUUUAGUCAAGAACUUCAGGUAUUGUAUGCAAAUUAAUACAAACAUUAUUGCGAUUCAAAACCGGCCUCUCCUGAAAAUGUACAGCUUUACAGAACAAAUACAGAGGAGAUGUGUUGUUUGCAGCAUCAAGGAAUUAUUCUAAUGAACCCUUAACUUUCAUGUUUCACAAGCAUUAUUGAAAAGGAUCUGUGCUACUUCCUAUAUGCAAUGUAUUUUGGAUAUCGAAAAUAUAUAUAUAAAAUAUAUGUGUAUAAUUUUACAAUUAACCAAUGUAUUAUUUUUAUUGUCAUUCCUGCAAUGUAUGAAGUAAUACCUUUUGAAAAAGGGCUUUUGUAUAGGAAAUGUGACAAAAUAAAUGUUUUUACCUCUCAA
Messenger RNA from Labrus bergylta (ballan wrasse), 4419 nucleotides. RefSeq names its product Fli-1 proto-oncogene, ETS transcription factor (gene fli1). Gene Ontology annotation, molecular function: sequence-specific DNA binding; DNA-binding transcription factor activity, RNA polymerase II-specific. Gene Ontology annotation, biological process: regulation of transcription by RNA polymerase II; cell differentiation. The record is from RefSeq and is a predicted model, not a curated record. NCBI's taxonomy places the organism in Eukaryota, Metazoa, Chordata, Actinopteri, Labriformes, Labridae. Gene Ontology annotation, cellular component: nucleus.